GUUCUUGGGAAUAGGAGUAAAGGUUUUGGUAUCAGAGGAAUGCAAGAAUCAAAGGGGAGGCAUGCGUGCAAGUGGCCGAGAGCAGUCAUCAAAAUCAUCUGUGAAUCUGUCCUGCUGGCUAAACAGGAGCUUCUAUGGUUUGCAUUAUAAUAUAGUCCUUUUACAAAACCACUCAAUAAUCAGUAGCAGCAGCUCUUCAAACUCUUCAAUCAGGACACAGAUUCUGCUGAAUACUUUGGGGAGACAGACAUUUCAAUGCAAUUUCCAACAAGGAGUGAAGUCAUGGCUCAUAUGUGGAAUUUAUGUUGAUGUUGGAAUUGCUCCAGAUCAGCCAAAAAAUGUAUCCUGUGCUCAGUAUGGAAAGUAUGGACGUACCAUUUGUUCUUGGGACAGAGGACAUUAUACUUAUCUGUAUACUACCUAUACAUUACAGCUAACAAAUGAAAUCCCCGAUGGAACAGUUUUGGAAGAAAAAAUUAGCACUACAAAUUACUCAGUAGAUCUCAGGAAAAAGCUGGACUUUGAAACUAUUUAUACAGUUGUGGUCAAAGCCACAAAUAAACUAGGGAGCAAUUCUUCUGAACCAAUGCAGUUCACAUUAAUAGACAUUGUGAAGCCUCACCCUCCUGCGGAUCUCUCAGUAAACUGUGAUGCGUUUGCUCCCCAAAAUUGCACCAUUUUAUGGCAAGAUCAACAAGAAACCCAAUGCUUUAGAUUGAGAUACCAACCAAUCCACAGUAAUUCCUGGAUUACGCUUGAAAAUCUAAAUGCUAGAAGGUAUGAUCUUCAUGACCUAAAGCCCAGGAUGAAAUAUGAGUUCCAGGUUUCCUGCAGGCUCCUUCCAGAUAGAGGUUUAUGGAGUGACUGGAGCCUAGCAUUUCAAACAGAAGCAGUGCCAUUCGAACCCACUGAUGUCUGGUAUUUAAAGAAGGAGAUCUCUUCCAAAAUGCAGAACAUUACUCUUUUCUGGAAGUCAAUGAAUGCAUCAGAAACAAUAAGCAAAAACUGUCAUUACCAAGUGGUAUUUCAGAUCCUCAACCAGAUGCCACCUAGAGCUGCAGAAAUUUUUGUGACCACCAACACUGUUUUCUCACAAGUCUCCCUUAAGGCAGAUUAUAACAUAACACUUAAUUCUCAGAAUUCACGGGGAGUAUCCCCAUCUGUCUAUAUCACCACAAAACUAGGAAUUACAGAACUGCCACCGCCUAACCAUGUUUUAACUACAUCAGUGGACAAUGACAGCAUCAUUGUUAAAUGGGAAGCACCUUUAGCACCAUCAUCUUUCAUCAAUGGAUAUGUAGUUGCAUGGGUAGAGCUCCAUCGACACUAUCACAUGAAAACCUUCCCAACAUGGUUUAAAAUUCCUUUUUCUAAUUGUACAGUAAUAAAAGAGAACUUAAAGCCUAAUGUAUGCUACCACAUCAGCGUGUUUGCGCUCUAUCAGGACAGAGCUGGAAAAGCAGCUGUGACCACAGAAAAUAUAUCAGCAAAAGCCCCAUUAACAGGACCUCGCAUUAUGAAUGUAACUGUGGGAGAUGGGAGCAUUUUGGUCUCCUGGAGAGAAGUCCCAGCACAUCAGCAAAUGGGGUGUAUCACUAGUUACAAGAUUUAUUUGCAGAAACAGCUCUUCUCUGUACCCCCAGAAGUCCAUGAGAUCUCUAAAACAGCCCAACAACCAUUUUCUAUAGAAAGCAUAGAGGCUGGUGCUUCAUAUGUUAUUUGGAUGACUGCUUCCACAAAUGCCGGAGAAAGCCCCAAAGGAAAUGAAGAGCUGAUCCACAUAAAAACAAUUGGAUUUACAGACGCCUCUGACUGGAUUCCAGUUAUAACCAUUUCCAUUAUUACUGGGCUUUCAGUCUGCAUCUGUUGUGUACCAUUUGUUCGGCAAAAGAUUUUCUCCCUCUUUUCUGCUCUGUUAUUUGGAUGGUAUCCAGAUCCAGCCAACUCUUUAUGGGCAAAAGAGUUUGCAUCUACAAUGGAUGAAUCCAGUUUAAAUUCUACAGAGUUUUUAAGCAACCCAGCCAGAUCUGAAGACCCUCAAACUCUACAAAUAAAGGAAGUCUUAAUUAAAAGACCAUACCUAGCUUUUAUGGAUAUGCACAAUUUCAAAAAUACUGAGAUAGAAGAACUAUCUAUGAGAACUAUGAACUGUGAUUCGUUGACUACCAACAUAAUAGAUAAUACUGGGAACCAUCAGCUGCCAUCUUUGUACAAGAAAGUUGUACCUGAAGAUCCAAACCAAGAUCAAGUAUUUUCUGAGUACUUGGUUAAUCCACUUGAGGAUGCCACAGUAGAUUACUUGCCAACCAUCACACCUGCCAUUAUGGAUCCUGAGGAGGACAACUCUGAAUCUGAAUUCAAUUCAUUACCUCUUUUUCCUAUAACUUCUUUUCGAACAAGUUCAGUUCGUUUUGGUGGAAAACUUACUCUGGAUGCUAUAAGAAUGGACUGCAAUUCUUUCACAGAGAACCCUUUUCAGAGAAGAGAUAUAUAGAAUGUUGUGCAGCAUUAAACACUUUUGGUGGGGAUUGUAGUAGAGUUCAGGUCAAGAGACCAAGCCUCUUAUUUAAGUUCAUGCACAAAAGCUAAGUGCAAUCAAUGUACUUCCAAAUAAAUGUUUA
Python bivittatus (Burmese python) is the source of this 2621-nucleotide messenger RNA. It is a transcript of the gene IL12RB2, whose product is annotated as interleukin 12 receptor subunit beta 2. Gene Ontology annotation, molecular function: protein binding; cytokine receptor activity. Gene Ontology annotation, cellular component: membrane. NCBI's taxonomy places the organism in Eukaryota, Metazoa, Chordata, Lepidosauria, Squamata, Pythonidae. The record is from RefSeq and is a predicted model, not a curated record.